Messenger RNA from Chlamydomonas reinhardtii, 2470 nucleotides. RefSeq lists its product as uncharacterized. The record is from RefSeq and is a predicted model, not a curated record. Bases 143 to 2119 code for a protein of 658 amino acids. The transcript is spliced from 9 exons. Lineage: Eukaryota; Viridiplantae; Chlorophyta; Chlorophyceae; Chlamydomonadales; Chlamydomonadaceae.
GGAAUGCGUCGCUUGAUUAAUGGGCGCAACAAAACGAUGAAAUCAUACAUAGCGCCGCUGGGAAGGGCCCCAGAGAUUGCUGUGCGGCACUGCGCUUGAUUGAAACGCCACUGGCUACGCAGCUUGCCUCUGGACAUAUAAAAUGCUUGGAGUUGUGAUUAGAUGCAUUCAGUCAACCAGCAGUCGCGAGGUGGCGGCACCGCUGGUGCAGGUCGCUUGGGCAGCGUUGGGCUGGCGGGCGCACGGACGACGCCAGCGUGGCUACGGUGCACCCUGCGAGCGCGCCGCAUCCGGGACCUCGCUCAAAGCCCUGCUGGACCGGGGCGUGCCGGUGUCUGUGCUGGAGUUUGAGAUCUCGGCGGCGGAGGCGGUGCGCCGCUUCAACGACUACCAGCGCACCGCCUGCAUGGGUCUGCACGCACACAGCCUGCUGGACAGCAAGGCCAUCGCCAACGGAGCCGCCGCCAGUGCCACAGCGCGCAACAGCGGCGGCAGCGGUAGCAGUGUUAGUGGUGGCAGCAGUACCGGUGGAGCAAGCGCCACCGCAUCAAAAGGAUCCAGCGAUGGCAAAAGCAGCAUUGCGCCGGCGUACCUGCCGUUCUGGGUGUUUGAUGCGGAGUUCAGUGCGGAGGCGCGCGCGUGCCUGGGCUAUCGAGAUGAGAAGACCAAGGAGUUGGUGUGGAAGGACAUGAGCGAGCCCAUGCAGCUCAGCAGCCGGGCGACAGCCACCGGUGACAUUGAGGCCAUGCAGGUCUAUGCAUCUUAUGAGCACGUGCGUGAUGUGGGCAGCGGUGCGACGGGUGCCGGAUUGCCGGCCCGGGCGCGGCCGCUAACGGCGACGGAGGCGGAGGCAGGCGCGGUGGGCGGCGUGCCGCUGACGGAGCCGGCCAUGCGGCAGGGGCUUGCCUGGGCGCUGGCUGUGCGGGCGGUGACAUCGGAGCAGGUGGUGGAGGCGGAGGCGCGCAUCAAGGCCGCCACCAGGGCUACUGAUCUUAAGGAGAUCCACGUGGCGCUGCAGCUGCACAGCCGCUCCGCCCGGCUGGUGUACCUGCCCGCCUACAUCGCCGUGUAUGUGUACGGCACCCGCUACAAGCAGGGCACCAGCGGCGUCAUCCUGCCGCAGGUGUUCACAGUGGCCAUCGGCGGCACACGGUCAGGCCGAGUGCAGGCGCCGCACCACGUGUCUCCCACCAAGGCCUCGCUGAGCACGGGCGGCCUGGUAGGCGGUCUGGGGCUCAUGGCGGGCGACUUCACCAGUUGGCUGCCGCCGCUGCUGGGGCUGGAGCCGCUGCUUCCCCAGCUGGGCGCGGUGGAGGCCAUCACGCUGGCGGCGCUGGCGGCCAGCGGUGCAGGCAUGUGGGCGCACCAGCGGCCCGCCAGCCAGCGCAGCCGCCACGUGGCCAAGCAGGUGCGCGCCGACUACGACUUCUACAAGCAGUACGACCGCCACGAGACGUUCGGCAGCGGCGCGGGCGUGAACGCGGGCGCGGGCGCCAAGGACCCGGACAAGGCGGCGCGGGGCAGCGGCGGCAACGAGGAGUACAUGCUAUGGCUGUGGUCGGACGCGGACUGGCGGCGCUGGGAGCAUGACGAGCCCUGGAACUGGGACGAGGAGGAGCGUCGCAAGUGGGCGGAGCAGCUUUGGCGCAAGCAGGCGAUGCGGCGGCUGGAGCGCCAGCGCUACGUGGCCAAGAUGGAGGCGGAGGCAGCGCGGCGGGCCGCGGAGGAGGAGGCGGAGGAGCGGCGGGAGCGCAUGUACGGCAGCAGCGCGCGCUUCACCCACCACCGGCCACGGGACCACGGCCGCGGCGCCGGCGGCGUGGAUGACGGAGAGGAGGGCGUGGGCUACAGCAGCGGCGGGCGUCGGCGCGGGCGCUCCGACUUCCUGGGCUAUUACCGCGUGCUGGGGCUGCAGGACGCAGAGGCUGUGUCGUCCGACGACAUCAAGCAGGCCUUCAAGCAGCAGGCGCUGCUGCUGCACCCCGACAAGCACGUGGGCGCGGAGGACGAGGCGCAGCGCAAGGUGCUGGUGCAGUUUCAGAAGCUGCAGAUUGCGUACGACACGCUGAAGGACGCGGAGAAGCGGCGGCUGUACGACCGGGGGCAGUUCGUGGAGUAGCGAGGGGCAGGGGCGAGGGUACGGUACUUCAGGGGUUAUGGUUGUGGUUGAGCACCGUACAAGCUACACGAGAACCGACGCCGUGUAGGCGUAUUUACGUGUGGUGAAGGGAGAGCCAGGACGUAAGGCGCAAAUGUGGGCCUGGGGACGUUCUGUUGAGGUGGCGGUGGGGGCAUCAGGUUUCAUGGUACUGCAGCCGCUGAUCUUGUAGGUCCCUCAUGCUCGCGAACUCUGACUGGGAUGGUUCCAGUAAAGCAGCAAGAGUGCGGCAAUUCGUGGAAGACCUUGCGGCUGGGCCUUGCCUGGCGGGACUGCAAUGGCAUCCGUGUAGCAACCGCCUAAACAUGUGAU